CCUCUUUGGAUCAAAUGAAAGGACAGCGGCACAGAGUGGGUCUCAGAGCAGGGACACACACUCGGCUGGGAGCUACAACACUAACACACACACACAUGCACAUAUACACAAAAACACACAGCUGUAGAUAUGAUGCCUGUUGCUUUCUUCGUCCUGAUCUUCCUCACAGGUGAGGCGUCCUCUGAGAAAGUGUGCAGUUACCAGGACGUACUGGACUACCUGAACCUGACCACAGAGAACAGCCUGUUUAAACUGACCCGGCCCGUACUGGACUACACACACCCCACCGUAGUAGAGCUGGACAUCAUCCUCUACGCCAUUCUGGCUGUGAUUGAAAAAACACAGACUUUCAUUCCUUUUGUCUGGGCAACGAUGAUGUGGAACAAUGAACACAUCUCAUGGGACCCCGCUCAGUUUUGUGGAAUCACUCAGGUUUCAGUUCCUAGAGACAUGCUCUGGAGGCCGGACCUCUUCAUCUAUGAGAUGAUACAGAAAGACGAGUCCCCUCAGAAUCCCUACAUGCACGUGUCCUACAAUGGGAUGGUCACUUCUGAAGAGGACGUGAAGGUGGUCAGCACCUGUAAAAUGGACGUCCACAAGUUCCCCUUCGACACACAGAGAUGCAACAUCUCCAUUGGUUCUGCGAUACACUGUGCUGAUGAGAUUCGGCUCCUUCCUUCCUCCAACUCGUCUCGGGCCACUCAGUUUUCCAGAGAGGUGAUGAAGACUCAGGGAGAGUGGGAGUUCCUCCAACUGUCUGUCAACAACCACAAUUUCACCUACGACAACAGAGAGUGGGAACAGCUUAUAUACACUUUCACCAUGAGGCGGAGGCCCCUCCUACAUGUCAUCAACUUCCUGUUGCCCAUCCUGUUCUUCUUGAGUCUGGAUCUCGCCUCCUUUUUCAUCUCAGACCACCGAGGAGAGAAGUUGGGCUUCAAGGUCACGGUGCUGCUGGCCAUCUCCGUCCUGCUGCUCAUCCUGAACGACAUCCUGCCCUCCAUGUCCAACAAGACUCCACUCAUAGCGACCUACUGCAUUGUGAUUUUUGCUCUGAUGCUACUCAGUCUGCUGGAGACCAUCUUGGUUACGUAUCUGAUGGAAGUAGAUUCAGCUUCCCAGGAGAAGCUCAGGCUGAAGGACGACACGGAGGCCAAACAGGAAAACAUCAAAAGCGAUAAGUGUAACGCAGGGGAGAAAAGACAGACCUGCUGUUCAUGCAUCAGCAAAGUGUCUGACGCUGAGAAACGGCAUGAAAUGCUGCCACUGGCUGAAGAGGUUAACAAAUGCGUUCAUUCAGGAGAGUUUCAUGUGUUGCUGCUGAUUCUGGAGGAGAUGAAGGAGCUGCAGGAAACUCUGAAUCUGCAUCUGAGCUCCAAAGAAGAGGGAGGGAAGUCCAACCACUGGGCCACAAGAAUCAACAGAGGCUUCUUCGUUUUCUACGUCACCACCGUGUCACUGUUUCUAUCCCUCAUCUUCAAUGAAUGGAACAGUUAGAGAUUUAACACCUACCUACCUAGUACUUUAAUACCUUGUCGUACCUCCGUUUCUAUAUUGCAAGCCCUCUGUGUGAAAAUAUGAUUUGUUGAUGUAUUUGAUGGAGUCAACCAGUUCUCUGUGUCCGUUUCUUUUCCACUUUGACGCAUGCUGUAAAGAUUUCUCUGUAGAAUCCGUCACGUCGUUCUUGUAAAGUGCAUUAGUCUUGAAAUCUUUGACAGCAAAUGUGAAUUUAUGAUCAACUUGUAGGCUAAAAUAAAUGAGUAAUAAGACUUCAAAAAUGUUUUUGUUUACAUGCUUACCUUCCACUGAUGAUUUGUAAAAAACAGGAUUUAAAAAGUCUUCAUCAUAGACGAAGCCACAGAUCCAUCUAUUGACGAUAGAUUUGGUUGUACGCCUCCGCCUACCUGCCAAGUUGUAGGAAAUAUGGUCACAAUCAAAGUGUUUUUGCAGAACAUUAUGAUGUCACAGUGAAGUUAACAUUUGACCGUUUGGAUAUAAAAUGUCAUUACCUCAUCCUUUUAUCCUAUUAGAAAUUUGAAUUAAAUCAUAAUUAGCAUAUGAAUUUGUGUGUUAUGACCAAAAACGUGUUUUGUGAGGUCACAGUGACUUUGACCUUUGACCACCAAAAUCUAAUCUGUUCAUCCUUGAGUCCAAGUGAAUGUUUGUGGCAAAUUUGAAGAAACUCCCUCAAAGAGUUAGUGAGAUAUCGUGUUCACGAGAAUGCGACGUACAUGCGGACAACCCAAAAACAUAAUGCCUCUGGCCCUGACUGUCGCCGGCGCAGAGGCAUAAAAACAGUUGAUGGAGUUGUAUAAACGAAGGUGCAGCUGUGUCCAGUGGUUUAUGUUGCAGGAGAUUAAUAGUUACCCCAAGAUGCAUCAUAAUGUGAUCUUGACUGCCUCCUAAAAUCUGUGCAACGUGACAAGAAUGGGGACAAGCCGAAUCUAAUGUAAUCCAAUCAGAACAAUCAGCUGCAACAGAGAGAAAGAGAAAAAUGUAUUGCUUCCAGUUCAAAUCCUUCACUUUGACAACAUUGUUAAACAGACACACACACACACACACACACACACACACACACACACACACACACACACACA
Messenger RNA from Seriola aureovittata, 2597 nucleotides. RefSeq names its product 5-hydroxytryptamine receptor 3A-like. The transcript has 10 exons. Lineage: Eukaryota; Metazoa; Chordata; Actinopteri; Carangiformes; Carangidae. The record is from RefSeq and is a predicted model, not a curated record. Gene Ontology annotation, molecular function: extracellular ligand-gated monoatomic ion channel activity; transmembrane signaling receptor activity; neurotransmitter receptor activity. The coding region runs from base 130 to 1497 and encodes 455 amino acids. Gene Ontology annotation, biological process: monoatomic ion transmembrane transport; nervous system process; chemical synaptic transmission. Gene Ontology annotation, cellular component: membrane; neuron projection; synapse.